This is a messenger RNA of Oryctolagus cuniculus (rabbit), 1401 nucleotides long. NCBI's taxonomy places the organism in Eukaryota, Metazoa, Chordata, Mammalia, Lagomorpha, Leporidae. The record is from RefSeq and is a predicted model, not a curated record.
AUGGACCCCAACACUCUUUCCAUGGAACAGGGGAAGGAGCUGUUAAAGCAAUGGGGGAUCCCACAACAAGAUAUCGAUUUGAUGGUGGAGAAGUGGGUAGUUGUUGCCUCUGUUGAGGCCAUGUUACGAUUUCCCUUGAAGCCUGGAGAGGAUCCCACAGCCCGCUGUGUCUCCCAAGGGAAAUGUCAGCUUACGGUGGACCAGCCCCAAGCAACUUCCCAAAGACCAGAUGACCCAAAGGACAGGAAAACCAAUGAUCAAUUAAAGAGCAAGCCCGAUCAGAAGCCCAAGGCUAUGAAUCAGAUGGCACGCCAUUCAGUAUGUCAUCAGCCUCGAAGGCCCCUGAAGGACAAUAAGCCACAGAGAAGAUCGGUGUGCCAGAGGGCUUCCCCACCAGAUGGAGAGUACAGCAAGGUGAAAUGCAAGAACUGUGGAGCCUUUGGGCACUUGGCCAAAAGCAAGAGGUGCCCCAUGAAGUCCUGGGGCAGGGCCAUUCCCUUACUGGCCUUGGGUGGCAAUCAGGAGAAGGAGAACCUGAAACCCAAGAAACCUGACGGACUUCAGCCUGCAGAAUCCUUGAGGAAGACUGAGAGACAAGAGGCAGGAACUCACAGUGAGACACCUUAUAGAUCACGCUGCGCUACCGAGGCUCCAAACAAAACACCUCAGCUGAGCACUGACGGCCCAGCCCAAGGAUCUGGGGUCAACUUUGCUGACUCCCCUCACCAUGUUCUAAAGAAAUUCACCCCAGGCCCAGCUGGCAGUGCCAAGCCAACAGCCAAAGGGCCUGAUGUUUCCUCUCGUGACACUCUUCAACCUGCCAGGAAGACACCUACCCUGGGUCACAGGUCUAAUCCACAGGCGCAGAUCAAAGUUGCGGAGGGGGAUUCAAAGUUGCCUCCACAGCCUGUCACAGAAAAUUGUGUCCAGAACUCCAAACUCAGCACCCAGGCUCCAGGCAAGAGGUCUGCCCAAGACUCCAUCCAGACCAGCCAGAACCGCCCCAAGAAGUCAAGACUCCUGGUUUCCCAACCUCUCUCCAGUACAAGUGGACCUGCACACUCUCGGGCACCCCAAGGGUCCACAAAGACGCCAGUCCUGAAGCCAAUUUCUGACCCUCAGCCUCCAUCUAACUCACGUUGCUCAAGCUCAGGCCAGAACUUCCCAAUCUUCCAACCUCGAGUGUCCAGUCGUGUUCCAGACACGACACAGAGAAUCGGCCCCAAGAAACAGGACAGUGCCAGGUCCAGAACCCCUCCCGCAUCCAAUCCAGGGAAGUCUACCACUGCUCAUCAGAACACUCAUGUCUUAAAGGAGUCUGAGAGGCAGGGUCCCCAGGUCACAAGGAGUGUCCUCUAUGAGGAUCUUCUGGUCUCUUCCUCCUCUGAUGACAGUGACUGA